This is a messenger RNA of Zonotrichia leucophrys gambelii, 1955 nucleotides long. It is a transcript of the gene VSTM2B, whose product is annotated as V-set and transmembrane domain containing 2B. The coding region runs from base 561 to 1358 and encodes 265 amino acids. The transcript has 5 exons. The record is from RefSeq and is a predicted model, not a curated record. Gene Ontology annotation, cellular component: membrane. Lineage: Eukaryota; Metazoa; Chordata; Aves; Passeriformes; Passerellidae.
GGCAGCUGCGGCCGGGGCCGCGCAUCCAUCCAUCCAUCGCAUCCCCGAGAUCCAGCGGCCGGGCGGGCGGGGAGAGGCGGGCUCGGGCUGGGGCUGGGGCUGCCGCCGCCGCCUCCCCGCGCAGGGGCAGAGCCCGCGACGGGCGCACGGCGGGCGCUGCCCGGGCGCUCCAGGGAGGGGAGGCUCGUCCCCGCCACCGCCUCGCUGGACAUCGCGGCGACCAUCGUGGGAUGGGGCUCGGAGAGGCGCCCGGCGUCGCCUCCUCGCUCCCGGGCUGCGGGAGCCCCCAGGCAGCGCAGGGCAGUUGAAUCCCGCCCGCGGCGGAGAGAAGGAGCGGGACGCGAUUUUGUUGCUGCAUUCCCAGAAACGUCGCUUCCACCUGCCAGCGAGUUUGAGCAGCCGGCUGUGGAUUUUAUAUUUGCUUCUCCGCAAAGCGAGGUUAGCCGAGAGGCUUUGGCUUUUUGGGAAGGAGCCCUGCCCCGGCCCGCUGUGUGCGAUGGAUUGAGGCGUGCCCGGCUGCGCCCCCAGCCAGGUCCCCGCCCGCAGCCCACAUAGAUGCGAUGGAAAGUCGGGGGCUGUUCUGCACCCUUUGUUACCUGAUGUUCAACGCUCCUCUGCUGUUCAUUGUCACCGCUACCUUUACUGAAGUUCCCAAAGAUGUGACUGUUAGGGAGGGAGAUGAUAUUGAGAUGCCUUGUGCUUUCCGAGCCAGCGGAUCCACCUCUUACUCCUUGGAAAUCCAGUGGUGGUACCUUAAAGAGCCAGCCAGAGAACUUGCACACGAAUUAGCCAUCAGUGUCCCCGGCAGCAGGAGCAAGGUAGCAAAUAAGGAUGCAACUAAAAUCAGCACGGUCCGCGUCCAGGGCAAUGACAUCUCGCACCGGCUGCGCCUGUCGGGCGUGCGGCGGCAGGACGAGGGCGUCUACCAGUGCCGCGUGUCGGACUACAGCGACGACGAGACGCAGGAGCACAAGGCUCAGGCGCUGCUGCGCGUCCUGUCCCGCUUCGCCCCGCCCGACGUGCAGGCGGCCGAGGCCGUGUCGCACAUCCAGAGCGGGGCCGCCCCGCGCCGCCACGGCCCCGCCGCCCGCCCCACGGCCCCGCCCGGGCCCGCCAAGCGCCCGCCGCCGCCGCCGGCCCCCGCCCCGGGCGGCACCGCCACCAGCGCCACCGCCGCCGCCACCGCAUCGACGGCCGCCGCCGCCGCAGCCUCCUCGGCAUCGCCGCCGCCCGGGCAGGCCGCCAUCCUCCGCCAGCAGCACGGGUCAGGUACAGGACCUAUUUAUGCUACAGACCCACUCCUAUACAUGUCCCUGUUAAUACUGCAUAAGCUUGUACAUUUAUUAGUAAACCACUGACGGACUGCUCCCUCCACUCCUCCUCAGCCAAACAGAAAGGAACCUAUUUAAUAACAAACACAACCCCUGACAAAGAAAUCCCUACUGUUUUAAAGAUGGACAGAAAGAGACUGAAAGAAGCAUGAUAAAUUCUACAUGGGGGGAAAAACAUAUUUUUGGGGAUGCCACAAGAAAGUAAACCACAUAGAAUAAUGCAUCUAGUUUCCAGACUCGAUGGUGUAAAGCCCUGCUCUGUGCAUGGCACUUAUGAUUUCUCUGUUUUAAUGUAAUAUUUUUUUCUUUUCUAAACCUUCCCUCUGACUCUUCAUUUUGCACGAACUGUUGAGCAGUUAUCUUUAUGACAAUAUGUAAAGAUGUUGGGUCAAACCCUUCCUAAGAAAGGAAAUAUUUUUAGUAGAUUAUUGUGUUUAGGUUUUUUUGGAUUUCCUUUUUCUUUUUUAAUUAAAUUAUUUCUUUUGGAGACAUUAAAAAGGUACAUCUUACCAUAAUUAAUAUUCACUGUCAAUAAUAUUUAUUUUUAAAUGAAGAUUGGAAACAAGGUAAGACAUUUGUUUAUAAACUGUAUUGUAUAUUGCUGAAUAACAGUUGAAUAAAAAG